Trichomycterus rosablanca is the source of this 711-nucleotide messenger RNA. It is a transcript of the gene areg, whose product is annotated as amphiregulin. Bases 1 to 711 code for a protein of 236 amino acids. Gene Ontology annotation, molecular function: growth factor activity; epidermal growth factor receptor binding. The transcript has 5 exons. The record is from RefSeq and is a predicted model, not a curated record. Gene Ontology annotation, biological process: epidermal growth factor receptor signaling pathway; positive regulation of cell population proliferation. NCBI's taxonomy places the organism in Eukaryota, Metazoa, Chordata, Actinopteri, Siluriformes, Trichomycteridae.
AUGAACCUCUUCCUUGUUUCCUCAAUACUCUGCCUCGCAUGCAGUUUGCUCAUCUCAUUAGCAACAUCCCUAACUCAUGCCUCUUCGCUGGGUCAUGUGACCGUGAUGUCAGCAUCGGGAGAAGAGCUUCAAAGCGCAGCAGGCGAGGAAUCAGAGACAGAGGGCGGAGCUUCAGGAGUGUUUACAGAAGCACCACAAAUCAGAGGUCGAGGUGGGCGAAAGAAACAUGGUGGUAGGAAGAGGAAUAAACUGCAGAUUGUAAGACAGAGGAUCAGCACACCUGCACAGAACCUCACCCACAGCCCCGCCCACAACCCCACCCACAGUUCCACCCACAACCGCGGUCACAAUCACAACCACAGCGCUCAUCCUGACCCCUGCAGCACCUCUCACAGAGAGUACUGUAUCCACGGUUACUGCACUUAUCUACAGGACCUGAAAGAGCCCGUCUGUGUGUGUAUGAGGGGGUAUGAUGGUGUGCGCUGUGGGAUCCAGUUGCUACAGACGGGUUCAGGUGGGCGAGACCAGAACAGCACAGACACCCUGCAGAUCAGCCUCAUCACCAUCAGCAUCGUGCUGUCAAUCAUCAGCUGCUCCGCCCUCCUCAUCAUCAUCUGUGUCCAUUACAGAGCUCAGCAGAGUGUUUCCGCAGCAUUUCUCGGUGCCACUGAGGAGACCAAAAAGCUCCAGAGCAAGAAAAUCGGUGUGUGA